This is a messenger RNA of Ostertagia ostertagi, 585 nucleotides long. NCBI's taxonomy places the organism in Eukaryota, Metazoa, Nematoda, Chromadorea, Rhabditida, Trichostrongylidae. The record is from the annotation of a GenBank genome assembly.
AUGGCCAUCUAUGUUGCCGCUCACUACAAGAACUCACCAAAUGAUUUGCAGAUGCUUAGCGAUGCACCAGCUCAUCACCUUUUCGUUCUGAUGUCACCUGUGAAAGAAGAUCAGUCUUCGUUACCGGAGGUGCUUGCAUUAGCGCAAGUUUGUCUUGAGGGUAAUCUAUCGAAGGAAUCCGUAUCCGGAGCAAUGGACAAAGGAAAACGAGCAGCUGGUGAUUUACUUCCGUGGACGAUUUCUCAACACUUCAUGGAUCGCGAUUUCCCGACAUUGUGCGGUGGACGUGUGGUCAGAAUUGCAGUUCAUCCUGACUUCCAGUCAAUGGGUUACGGUUCUCGUACACUUGAACUCUUAGAGGAAUAUUAUCUUGGUCAUGUACCGUCAAUUGAUGAAGGAUGGGCACACAGUAGCAUUGUUAGAGGAACAAAUAGCACCGCGAGCAGACCUCCCUCCACUUCUGAAUGCGACUCACUGAGAGGAAAGCGGAACUUCUGGAAGAAAAGUGGUUUUGUGCCGGUGUAUCUACGUCAGACUCCUAGCCCACUUACUGGAGAGUAUACAUGUGCUAUGUUGAAGCGACUG